Lagenorhynchus albirostris (white-beaked dolphin) is the source of this 687-nucleotide messenger RNA. RefSeq names its product potassium voltage-gated channel subfamily E regulatory subunit 1 (gene KCNE1). Gene Ontology annotation, molecular function: delayed rectifier potassium channel activity; voltage-gated potassium channel activity involved in ventricular cardiac muscle cell action potential repolarization; transmembrane transporter binding. NCBI's taxonomy places the organism in Eukaryota, Metazoa, Chordata, Mammalia, Artiodactyla, Delphinidae. The coding region runs from base 223 to 612 and encodes 129 amino acids. The transcript is spliced from 3 exons. Gene Ontology annotation, cellular component: membrane. The record is from RefSeq and is a predicted model, not a curated record. Gene Ontology annotation, biological process: regulation of heart rate by cardiac conduction; negative regulation of delayed rectifier potassium channel activity; ventricular cardiac muscle cell action potential.
GCGCGGCUGUCGGUGCCCUGCGCUUGGCUGACCUGGACCCCGCUGCGCUCCCGGCUCUCUCCGCGCCCCAGACCUGGUUAUUCAAAAGUGGAUUGUUUUGAAAAUAAAGUACCCUGUGAAGACAUCAGAGGGAUUCACUCCUGUCGUCUUAAGUCUCUGAAGGCAGAGCUGAAAGUUUUCCUGGGAAGUUCUCUCUCCCUCAGUGAAACCUUGACUCCCAGGAUGAUCCUGUCUAACGCCACGGCUGUGACACCCUUGCUGACCAAGCUGUGGCAGGGGACAGUUCAACCGGGCAACAACACAUCCAACCUGGCCCGCAGGUCCCUGGGCCAUGAUGAUGGCAAGCUGGCGGCACUGUACAUCCUCAUGGUGCUUGGCUUUUUCGGCUUCUUCACCCUGGGCAUCAUGCUAAGUUACAUCCGCUCCAAGAAACUGGAGCACUCCCAUGACCCGUACAAUGUGUACAUCGAGUCUGACACCUGGCAGGGGCAGGACAAGGCGUACUUCCAGGCCCGGAUUCUGGAGAGCUGCAGGGCGUGUUAUGUCAUUGAAAACCAGCUGGCUGUAGAACGACCCACUGCAUACCUUCCUGAGAUGAAGCUGUCAUCCUGACCCCGAGACUGGUCAGAAUUGGACAAAGCCUCCCUGAUGAUCUGAUUUUUCCAAUUACAUGUUCCUUAUAUUCUU